Messenger RNA from Penaeus indicus, 1341 nucleotides. RefSeq names its product organic cation transporter protein-like. NCBI's taxonomy places the organism in Eukaryota, Metazoa, Arthropoda, Malacostraca, Decapoda, Penaeidae. The coding region runs from base 1 to 1341 and encodes 446 amino acids. The transcript has 8 exons. Gene Ontology annotation, cellular component: membrane. Gene Ontology annotation, biological process: transmembrane transport. The record is from RefSeq and is a predicted model, not a curated record. Gene Ontology annotation, molecular function: transmembrane transporter activity.
AUGCCCUUCCUGACGCCAGCCUUCUCUGCAUUUACCCGGGAUCCAUGUACAGUUUCAAUGAUCUUAUAUAUGUAUAUCCAUGAUUCCAUGACCACUAUGAAUCCACUUCGAAAAUGUGCUCGCUACUGGUACGGUCGACGGCCCCUGGUCUUGAUGGGCGGCAUCGCGUACGUGCUCGUGGCGAUUCUGUCGACCUGGCUGCCCAACCUCUCGGCUGUCCUGGUGGCGAGGUUCCUCCUGGGGGUUGCGCAUCCUUUGGUAAUGAAUAGUGGCUAUAUCUUGGCCAUCGAGGUCUCAGAGCCGCGCCUGAGAACGGCCCUCGGCAUAACGCUUUACCUCCCCUGGGCCUUGGGUGAAAUGGCCCUCGGGGGACUGGCCUACCUGCUGAGGAACUGGAGGACGCUUCAGCUGGCCAUAUCUGUCAUAGGAGUGGCCAUGUUCCCUUUUUUCUGGUUCAUGGACGAGUCACCGCGAUGGCUGAUGGUGACCGGGAAGCACGAGAGAGCACUGGAGGUGCUGAAGAAGGCGGCGAAGUGGAAUAAGGUCUCGCUUCCUCCUGAGAACGAACUUCUUACUCUCAUGAAGGAGGAGUUACCUCCGAGCAAGAGUGACACAUCAGCCCGUGAUAUAAAGGCUCUACUGAAGUCUUCCUUGAACAAUUUUCUUAUUCUCUUCAGGACCCCGAAGCUCCGCCUCAUCACGAUCGUCAUGUACCUAGACUACCUGGUGUUGGCCAUGGUGUACUUCGGCCUCUCCCUCAGCGGCGGCAACCUCAGCAGCGACCCCUUCGUGUACAUGGUGCUGUCGGGCCUCAUGGAGAUCCCCGCGUACACCCUCGCCUUCCCCGUCGUGUAUCGUUUCGGCAGGAGAGGCCCCACGGUUCUCUGCUGUCUCCUGUGCGGGGUGGCGCUCUUUGUCUUGGCUGCUGUGCCUGCAGAUUACUCAUGGCUUAUUGUAACGAUGGCUCUGAUCGGGAAGAUGACGAUCACGGUGGCUUACCAAAUUGCUAUUCUUUACUCCUCCGAACUCUUUCCGACGGAGGUGCGGAGUCGAGGGAUCGGGACGUGCUUCAUGAUGUCUCGAAUCGGCUCCAUCUGCUCGCCGUUCAUCACGGAUUUUCUGGUGAGGCAUGGAAAUAGCAACAACAAGAUGUAUUAUCACUACGCCCAGGGCUCCCUUAUAUCGUGGGCUCCGUCCGUAGUCUUCGGCGCCGCGUCUUUGGUGAUCGGGCUGGCGACAGUGGCACUUCCGGAGACCCUGGGGAUGGCACUGCCUGACACCAUCGCCGACCUCGAGGAAAGAGGCAACGGUGACGCUAAAAGGUACUGGAAUUCGGAAUGA